This is a messenger RNA of Desarmillaria tabescens, 918 nucleotides long. RefSeq lists its product as uncharacterized. The record is from RefSeq and is a predicted model, not a curated record. NCBI's taxonomy places the organism in Eukaryota, Fungi, Basidiomycota, Agaricomycetes, Agaricales, Physalacriaceae. The transcript has 3 exons. The coding region runs from base 1 to 918 and encodes 305 amino acids.
AUGAACCCGAGCAACGGUGCAUGUCAACCUGAACACGAUGUGGAAGCCGCAUUUAAUGCUGUUGAGCAAUCGGGCAUUGCGCAAGAGAAAUCAGCUUCCAUUGGGGGCACGAAUUUUCGGCGUUCCGGCACAACUUUUGGAAUACACAAAAAGGAUACUAGAAAGAGGGGUAUCGACCCCACUGAUUACACGAAACGUUAUAGCAAGGAUGUCGUUGGUCGAGAAAUGUCGUCUAGAGGAAGGUUUUGGCUAACAUACCUCAAUGAGGCUCUCGUCUUUGACGAAGAGAUGGUCGAAAUGUACAAGGACAAUAUUGACGUUCUUCUGGUUUUCGCUGGUUUAUUCUCUGCAGUUCUGUCGGCUUUCGUCAUUCAAACUGCACAAAACCUGCAACCUGAUUAUACAGCCCUCGUUGGGUAUCAACGAGCGACGUCGAACGUUUCUUCUAUUCCUCUCUCCCCCUUCUACCCCACUAUAUCAUUCGCCCCAUCUUUGGCAGACAUCUGGGUUAACAGCUUGUGGUUCAUCAGCCUGGCACUUAGUCUGACUACUGCGCUUGUAGCAGUUUUGACUAAGCAAUGGCUUCAUCAAUAUAUCUCUGUCGUUUCUGACAUCUCCCCUCGCGGCCGAGGUCGAAUUCGCCAAUAUCGGUACAUGGGCUUGGAGAAGUGGCAAGUUCCAAUGAUCAUUGGGCUUCUUCCCAUUCUUCUUCACGUCUCCUUGGGCCUUUUCUUCACUGGCCUAUGCUGUCUAUCUCUUCGCACUUCAUGCGGUGAUUGCCUACACAGUCGCUUCCCUUUCGGGCAUUGUUUAUGCCGCAUACUUUGUCUUUCUCUUCCUCCCCCUUUUCUACUACAAUUGCCCAUACAAGAUCCCACUGACGGAUUAUCUCUUUGGAAUCUAUCGCACUAUCUAUGA